This is a messenger RNA of Penicillium subrubescens, 1980 nucleotides long. RefSeq lists its product as uncharacterized. Gene Ontology annotation, biological process: L-valine biosynthetic process. The record is from RefSeq and is a predicted model, not a curated record. Gene Ontology annotation, cellular component: acetolactate synthase complex; mitochondrion. The transcript has 4 exons. Gene Ontology annotation, molecular function: flavin adenine dinucleotide binding; magnesium ion binding; thiamine pyrophosphate binding. The coding region runs from base 1 to 1980 and encodes 659 amino acids. NCBI's taxonomy places the organism in Eukaryota, Fungi, Ascomycota, Eurotiomycetes, Eurotiales, Aspergillaceae.
AUGUUUGGAGUCAUACGCGCAAGGCCAGGAAGCACAACAAGAUGUUAUUUUCAAACUUGUCACGCACGGCGAGCAUUAUCAUCACAGGCUGUUGCAGCUGCUAUACCCCAGCCUGCGAUACCGACAGACCAAUACAAGACACAAUUGACUGAUACCUUCACGUCUUCGUCCUCCACAAAUUUGCCCCCAGCAGCUCGUGCAGUGUCAAAACCGUCACCAAAUACCUCAUUCCUCGGCAAAACAGGAGGUCAAAUAUUUCAUGAGAUGAUGAUUCACCACGGUGUCAAACAUAUUUUUGGCUACCCCGGCGGCGCAAUUCUCCCGGUCUUCGACGCGAUCUACAAAUCCAAAGAAUUUGACUUCAUCUUGCCUCGCCACGAACAAGGAGCAGGUCAUAUGGCGCAAGGAUACUCUCGAGUCACUGGAAAGCCAGGUGUUGUUCUGGUUACGUCUGGACCGGGUGCAACCAAUCUGAUCACUCCCAUGAUGGACGCGUUGGCGGACGGGACCCCAAUGAUUGUGUUUUGUGGACAGGUCAAAACAGGACUGAUCGGAUUGGAUGCUUUCCAAGAAGCAGAUAUCUUGUCUAUGUCCCGACCAUGCACGAAAUGGAACAUUAGUGUUCGAAGCCCGGCAGAGCUCCCGAAACGGAUAAAUGAGGCCUUUGAAAUUGCGACAAGUGGACGCCCAGGGCCGGUUCUGGUGGAGCUUCCCCAAGACGUCACGGCUGGAAAGCUGCAAGAGAAUCUCCCUCUUUCACCGGUCUUGCCAAGGCACCUAGGAACAGCUAGGACAGCUAUAAACCAGGUCAAAAAAGACGAGUUGAUGCGUGCAAUCAAUGAAGUUGCACGACUGGUCAAUGUGGCUAGAAGGCCUGUUUUGUAUGUAGGCCAAGGUAUCCUUGCAACACCCGAGGGCCCCCGGCUGCUGAAGGAAUUUGCUGAAAAGGCAAGUAUACCUGUGACAACUAGCCUCCAAGGUCUUGGGGCCUUUGACGAAGAAGACCCCAAAGCAUUGCAUAUGUUGGGACUCCACGGGUCUGGAUAUGCUAAUAUGGCAAUUCAAAGGGCCGACUUGAUUAUUGCCUUGGGCUCAAGGUUCGAUGAUCGAGUGACCGGAAAUAUUGCUAAGUUCGCACCAGAAGCCAAAUUGGCCGCUGAACAGGGUCGUGGUGGAAUUGUUCACUUUGAUAUUUCGCCGAAGAAUAUCAACAAAGUUGUGGAAGCCACAGUGCCCGUGGUGGGUGAUUGUGCAGUGAACCUAAGGCUUCUUCUUCCACACAUCCAGUCAGCACAGCGCCCGGAAUGGCUCUCACAAAUUCAAGAAUGGAAGGCAAAGUAUCCAUUCCAAGCCUACAACCGCAGCGGCCGCAAUGAUCAAAUUCUACCCCAGAGGUUCAUUGAACGGCUUUGCCAAGCAGUGACUCCGAUCAAGGAUCGAACGAUCAUUACAACCGGUGUUGGACAACACCAGAUGUGGGCAGCUCAACACUUUCGCUGGAGAUACCCUCGGACAAUGGUGACAUCGGGGGGACUGGGGACAAUGGGCUACGGGCUCCCCGCCGCGAUAGGAGCCAAGGUUGCACGGCCUGAUGCUCUGGUGAUUGACAUUGACGGUGAUGCAUCUUUCAAUAUGACCCUCAAUGAGCUGCAAACUGCAAGUCAAUUCAACAUUGGCGUCAAGGUUAUUUUACUUAAUAAUGAGGAGCAAGGCAUGGUUACGCACCUUCAAACUGUGUACUAUGACAAUCGAUUCUGCCAUAGUCAUAACCAGAAUCCUGAUUUCGUCGAAGCUGCUCGGGCAAUGGGGGUGCAGGCACAGGCUUGUUCUGAAGUUACUGAGGUGGACGAGAAAUUGAGGUGGUUGUUGGAAAGUAAUGGUCCUGCCCUCCUGGAAGUCAAGGUAGCCCAAAAAGCAUUGUCUCUACCUAUGGUUCGAUCUGGGAGUGCCCUUGACGAUUUCCAAUUCUACAGCGACUGA